AUGAUUACUGCACGUCAUCCGUCGACCAUGUCCGGCGCCGUCACCGGACGCGGAACAAAAAACGCGGACAGACUGCCGCAAAAAAGACUCCCCGGCCGCUCACUCACCGGCGUUUGCCCAUCGAUGGCGGCGGAUACUACAACAGCAACAAUCGACUACGGUGACAUGCUCCAAAGGUCUAGCCUCCCCGUCGACUGCCGGCGAGCCGUUGCAGGUAUAUCUCCCCUGUUCGCUGGUCUACACGACACAAAAUCGGCGAGCCAUCGCGUCACCAGUCCACUCAGGGCGACUGGUCGGAGUCACGCCGCCGCGCACGGGGUGAGCCGAACAGCGGCUGUUUUUGAGUUGGGGGAGGGGGAUGACGAAUAUGUUUGA
Molecule: messenger RNA, 375 nt
Organism: Striga asiatica
Lineage: Eukaryota; Viridiplantae; Streptophyta; Magnoliopsida; Lamiales; Orobanchaceae
Source: the annotation of a GenBank genome assembly